This is a messenger RNA of Apaloderma vittatum (bar-tailed trogon), 1215 nucleotides long. It is a transcript of the gene TMEM165, whose product is annotated as transmembrane protein 165. The transcript has 6 exons. Gene Ontology annotation, molecular function: calcium ion transmembrane transporter activity; manganese ion transmembrane transporter activity. Gene Ontology annotation, cellular component: Golgi apparatus. Gene Ontology annotation, biological process: Golgi calcium ion homeostasis; manganese ion transmembrane transport; Golgi calcium ion transport. Bases 1 to 888 code for a protein of 295 amino acids. NCBI's taxonomy places the organism in Eukaryota, Metazoa, Chordata, Aves, Trogoniformes, Trogonidae. The record is from RefSeq and is a predicted model, not a curated record.
AUGACAAACAGUCAGUACUUUGGUGCCAGCCUGCUUACUGCAUGCCGAGGGGGAGAACCCACCUCUCCAGGUCUUCCUCGCAGAGAUGAAAGCAGCUUUGUUGCUGCUCAAAACCUGCCGAAAGGGUCCUCACCGGUUGCUCCAGUUCACGUUGUCAGUGAAGAAUCAGCUGACAAGACUAACUUGGGCUUUAUUCAUGCGUUUGUGGCUGCUAUAUCGGUCAUCAUCGUAUCAGAACUGGGGGAUAAGACCUUCUUCAUUGCAGCCAUCAUGGCAAUGCGGUACAACCGUUUGACUGUACUGGCUGGUGCUAUGCUUGCCUUGGGACUGAUGACCUGUUUGUCAGUUUUAUUUGGCUAUGCCACUACAGUCAUUCCUCGUGUAUACACAUACUAUGUGUCAACAGCACUGUUUGCAAUUUUUGGCAUCCGAAUGCUUCGGGAAGGCUUGAAAAUGAGUCCAGAUGAGGGUCAGGAAGAGCUGGAGGAAGUUCAAGCAGAAAUUAAAAAAAAAGAUGAGGAACUUCAGAGAACUAAACUGUUAAACGGGCCAGGAGAUGUGGAAUCAGGGCCAGGCACCACCAUACCUCAGAAGAAGUGGCUACAUUUUAUUUCUCCAAUCUUUGUUCAAGCUUUUACUUUAACGUUUUUAGCAGAAUGGGGUGAUCGUUCCCAAUUAACAACCAUAGUCUUGGCUGCCAGAGAGGACCCCUAUGGUGUGGCAGUAGGAGGAACAGUGGGACACUGCCUGUGCACUGGUUUAGCAGUUAUUGGAGGGAGAAUGAUAGCACAAAAAAUUUCUGUUAGGACGGUGACAAUCAUAGGAGGCAUUGUCUUCUUAGCAUUUGCGUUUUCUGCACUGUUUAUAAGUCCAGACUCUGGUUUUUAAAAUCUUUCAUCCCUGCGAAAGAACGAUUGGAAGCAUCAAGCAGCUAUCCUUGUGUGUUUUUGUAUAUAAUGUACAGAAUUAUAGUUAAACAAGAACUGAAGAUACGACACUGAACUUUUUAUAGCGAAUGAUUCAUGGGACUGACACAUUUGUGGACAGCUUCUGCAAUGGAGAUCUGCUUAUUGUCUGGUUUCUUUACUCUGUGAUGCCUGCUCCCUUGGUGGGAUUUGCGUGGUUUUCUCGCUUGCUGGACCUGGCUCAGCUGAGUUUUGAGGAUCUACUCCCAUAAAUAUUGAGGCUUCAUCUUUUCUUCCUCUGUUACACAUG